AUGGCUACCAAGGCUCUAGCAACUUGGGCUCUAGCCCUCCAGUUCGGCAACCUCACCGAACCAGUCGUCGAUAUAGCUGUUAAGAGCGUCUACAACUGGGCCGGCUGUGCCAUCGGCGGCUACGCUUUGCCCCCAGCAGACCGCGCUCUUAUCAACGGCAUUGCCUCCCACGCAGAUGACUAUGAUGACACCCACCGAGAUAACCCUAUUCACCCCUCUGGACCUGUGUUGUCUGCUCUGUUUGCGGUUGCUGAGUGGAUUGCACCUGUGUCAGGCGAAGAUUUCUUGGCGGCCUUCGUUGCCGGUGUUGAAGCCGAGUGCAAGAUUGGUGUUGCUGUUUUCCCUGAGCAUUACAAUGUUGGAUGGCACAUUACUAGUACCGUUGGCUCAGUUGGCUCAGCUGUUGCUGUCGGAAAGCUCCUUGGACUUGACACUAAGCAAAUGCAGAGAGCUAUCAGCAUAGCCUCCGUUCAGGUAAUCGGUAUGCACGAGUCCUUUGGUACGGACACCAAGCCUUUCCAUGUUGGGGCUGCAGCACAAGCAGGUCUCCAGUCGGCACUGCUCGCCAAGAGUGGCUUUGGAGGAUCUCUCGAAGGCUUGGAAGCUAAGAGAGGUUGGUCUCAUGUUGUCAGCACUCAUGAGAAUCUGACAGCCGAGAUCUCCACGCUUGGCAAUGUUUGGGAGAUAUCAAGGAACACGUUCAAGCCAUACCCAUGUGAUAGGAUCAUUCAUGCUGCCAUCGAUGGCUGGAUUCAGAUUCACGACAAGGCAGUGAGGGAUGGCCUCGACCUCACCAAGAUCGCCAAUGUCACGGCCCGUACUCAUCCCCGCGUUCUGUUCCUGACGGAUGAUCCCAAGCCCGAGACAGGUCUCCAGGGCAAGUUCAGCGUCUAUCACGCAACCGCUGUAGCACUCCUUUUCGGCGAAGCAACCCCUUCCCAGUUCACAGAUGAAGCUGUGCAGAACAAGACCGUCACUGAACUCCGCCAGAAGGUCAAUGUUACAAGUGAUGACAAGGUCAGCGAGCACGAGGCGUUUGUUGCUGUUGAGUUUGAGAAUGGAAAAAAGCUCGAGGUCCAUGUUGAGCACACGAUUGGUAGCUACGAGAAUCCCCUGGAUGAGAAGUUUCUCCAUACAAAGUUCUUGGAUCAUGUUGGUAACCAGAUCGGAGACGUUCGGGCGAAGAAGGCUUUGAGUGCUUUUGCUGGUAUCGCCAACAUGACAGAUGUUGGUCAGAUUUCUCAACAGUUCAACAAGUAG
Fusarium tjaetaba is the source of this 1260-nucleotide messenger RNA. Its product is annotated as immune-responsive 1. The coding region runs from base 1 to 1260 and encodes 419 amino acids. Gene Ontology annotation, molecular function: lyase activity. The transcript is spliced from 3 exons. The record is from RefSeq and is a predicted model, not a curated record. Lineage: Eukaryota; Fungi; Ascomycota; Sordariomycetes; Hypocreales; Nectriaceae.